GAGCCCGCGCUUACAGUAAGUGUAGUGAGAGUUGCAGCCAGCCAUCUCUCGAGUACACUUUCUUAUAUUAUUCUAUACGCUAUAUUGUACUACCACUACUACAAUUUAUACUCGUCUUGUAUUCGAUGUUUACGCGCACACUAAAUCUGCAAACCCUUAGUGUGAGGAUCUGCGAUACAACGUCGUACAGUGCUUGUUUCCGAUCAGCCACAUUCGGUCGCAGCAGUCGUGCAGUGCACUCUUGGGCGUCAACAACUACAACAACAACAUACACAAACAAAAACCCUAACUUACAGAUUUUUUUUUAAACACACAUCGUUAAUACGAUAAAAAUUAUAUUUCAUUUAUUUUAUAUGGCCAAUAUCUGACCAAAAUUGCCGAGUUUCGACAUUUUGCGUUUAUAUCCUUUAUUGUGUUCACUGAAUCCCGGUGAAUGGCAUCGGCGACGACAAAGAAGAAUCAACGGUAUCUGUCGAGACAGGAUUUUUCAGGAUGAUCUUUACGGCUGUAAAAUCGUACAAAAUCGUACAAUGUCAUCGUGAAAUGACAUCCGGUUCGUUGCGUGGCUACAAAGGUGACGGUAACGUCGAUAUGAUAAUGACGAAGAAAAAAAUCAGUGGUGGUCACCAUCACAACUAUUCGCCAACGCUACUGUGGGUUACUGCAGCAGUGGCGGCAAUACUGUUGGUGAGUUGCAGCUGCCCAGCAAACGCUGAACCCGUAGCUCCUGCCCAAGUGGCCGCCACUGUAGCCACGGCCACUGGGACCGGCGAACGUCCGGCGCUAUCGGUUGAAAAUUCUGCCGACGCCGUAGAUCCAUCAUCUGUAGCGGGGGCUCUUUCACAGCCGCAACAGACCGUCAGCGAAUCAAAGGAACCGCGAUCAUCUUCUACCACCCAGGCGGCGGUGACGGAAAAUGUCGAUCACCAAAACAAGUUGCAGCCGAUCAAUGAUAAUAAUGAUCAACAGGACGAAAAACAUAGGCAACAGCAACAACAAAUGCUGUUGGCCCCGUUGCUGAUGCCCCCCACACAAAUGUCCGCCGUGUGGUCUUCCCAGUCGUCGUCACAGCAGCCCAUGACCAUCGACGUGAUACCCGCGUUGUCAUCUUUUGUUGGACGAGAACGUACCGAGUUAGAAAUCGUGCCCGUGCCCAGCGCGUCGGAGCAACACCUCGUCAAUUCGCCCUUAAUUCAGCCUCAACCGGAAUACAGUUAUAUAUCCGAAGGAAAUCUAACACCAGAAUCAGAGCUACAACAACCCGAACCGGAGCUACGACAACCUGAACAGGAGCUACGGCAACCGGAAUCAAAUGAGCAGCAACCACCCGAACCCAGCUCGGAACAGCUACAGCAACCAUCAUCAAUCCAACAGGUACAACAUCAAUUACAGACCGUUGCCACAGCCCCCGCUCCCUCUGAUCAACAACUGCAACUUCCGUACUUGUACAACAAUAAUAACAAUAAUGUCUUCGCCAUUAAAAACAACGACGACGACGAUCAGCUGCAGCAGCAAUAUUCGUAUCACUACUACUAUCAACAAAACCUUGCACAACAGCAACAACAACAACAACAACAGCAACAAAUGCAACAUCAACAGCAACAACAACAGCAUCAUCAACAACAACAACAACAACAACAGCAGCAGCAGCAACAACAACAAUUACAACUGCAGCAACUUAACAGCAACAUGGCGGCUGUGUAUUCACCGCUGCCCAUGCAAUACGGCGGUGGUCAGUUUUACUAUCACAACAAUUUCGGUGGUGUCGGCAAGUAUCCGCCACAACAACAGCCGAACUUCUAUUAUCGCGCCAGGGAUGGCAGACCACCUGCGCGACGCAACAGCAGAACGCAACCGCAGUCCGCGUACGACAACAACAACAACAACAAUGGCGGUGGUGGUAAUUUCUACGCUCACCACCAACUUCCGCAUCAGCAACAGCAACAAAAACAACAGUCACUGGAUUACGGCGGCAGCGGCGGCGAAAGUGACAACGUGAUCGGGAUCAAAUACGACCAAGAUCAGACGGCCGGCGCCGCGGGCAAGCAGCACCAACCGGUACCGCCGUUCCGGCCCAGCCAUCCGGUGUGGGCGUCCCAAUAUCCGGUGCCGUGGACGUACUACGUCAAGUCGUCUAUGGUACAACCGGGACGGCCGGCGCCGUCUUACGGCGCGCCGCACAACAACUACUACGGCGGCGGCCGGAAAUCGCGGUACGUACUACAGCAGUCGGCCGGCGCUGUGGCCAACAGAGUUGGCGGCGGGUAUUCGCCAGCCAAGCCGCCGCGCACCAAGGUCGUUUACAUCGAGUACGGUGGUUUCAAGCCGAAAAUGGUGCCGUCCGUGCAGAUCUCGGCCGCCGAGGACUACGACGGUAACCGCCGUCAGCUGACGGUCCUCGAUGGCGGAGUCGCGAGCGACAUCACCGCGCAAGACGUCGGUCAACGCGACAACCCUGUGGCCGCAUCCACACCGGCCGCCGCGGACGCCACCACCGCCUCCGCGACCGCUACGAUGACAACGACGACGACCACAGCGGCGGCGGCGGCGACGGCUGCGACGAUGACGACGACAACCACGGGAACGAUUCCGAGCACGGCUACGGCUGCAUCGACACCGCGACAACAAUCGCAACAACCACCUGUGCCGGAACGACAACCGCCCGCAGCCGCCGGUGUCGUCGUGGUAGUCGUCUAGACCCGUCCCCAACCACAUGAUUUUAAUUUAUGUGCUUUUUCAGUUUUUGUACAUAAAUCGAUUGAGAUGCAGCUCUGUAGAUGCCAGCCAUCGCUGCAGCCAUGUUUAAUUUAUAUAAUUUAUAGACGUCGCGACGUGUCGUGGUAGAAACGCAUUUUUCGCCGAUUAGCUUAUAAUAUAUUAUUAUUUAUUAGUAUAGUAUUAUUACAUUGUGUAUUGUUUUUAAAUAAUAUGUUUUAGUUAUUAUUCAAAUCAAGUGACACAUAUCGAAGGUAUCCAUAUAAAAAACGAUUUUGAUACGACUUAAAUACUCACAAUAAUAAUUAUACUUUUGUAUUUAU
Molecule: messenger RNA, 3038 nt
Organism: Acyrthosiphon pisum (pea aphid)
Lineage: Eukaryota; Metazoa; Arthropoda; Insecta; Hemiptera; Aphididae
Exons: 3
Coding region: 493-2697 (734 amino acids)
Source: RefSeq, a predicted model, not a curated record